CAGAGAAUAGACGGGAGCAACCAUGGAAGAUGAAGAACACAGCGGAUGGGGCAUUGGGUCGACGGUGAUUCUUCUGAUUAUUGCUUGUGUUCUCUUCUUGGCUCCUCUCGAGAUGGGUCCUUUGCAGCCGCCGUCCACUCUCUCACUGCUUUUCUUCCCUGUUAUCUUGUUGGGCAUUCUCUACUUCCUCCAUCAAGCCUCUAAUGAAGAAUGA
Manihot esculenta (cassava) is the source of this 214-nucleotide messenger RNA. RefSeq lists its product as uncharacterized. The transcript has a single exon. The record is from RefSeq and is a predicted model, not a curated record. NCBI's taxonomy places the organism in Eukaryota, Viridiplantae, Streptophyta, Magnoliopsida, Malpighiales, Euphorbiaceae. The coding region runs from base 23 to 214 and encodes 63 amino acids.